AUGUCAGGACCGAUCACGAUCCGUAACCUCACGGCACAGCCACUGACUGUCAAGCUCAUCGAACGCUACGAAGCUCCCAAUGCAGCUAACUUUCCUCCCCAUGGCGGCUUCUCAAUCUCGAAUCUGACCUCCAAGGCCACCACUCUGCUUAGCAAUGUCACGUCUACGGGAUCUCCCAGCCAGCCUAGUCCGGGACAGCUGAGCGACAAGGCCGAAAGCUUUGCCAAGCAGGAUGUCGACCUCCGCAUGGAGCCCUUCACGACAUACAAGACAGACGUGCAAACGACCGAACGAGGUCCCAAUGAAAUCUUGCGGCUAACGUUCGAAGGGGAAGGCGGGCAGAGAUGGAGGGUAGACACGCCUUCGCCGUCGCCAGCCUCUCAGAAACUGGUACCGCUUACUCCGGAGCCGCAGCACGAUUAUACCGCCAUCUACCUUGCCGACGCACAUUUUCUGGCCUUGUUUGAGAGUACCAACCUGCAAUGCUGGAUGAAGGAGUUCAAAGACGAGACGCCGCUGUCCGCCCUCUCCAUGCCCGGCACGCAUAACAGUCCCACGUGCCAUGUGGCGCUGCCGUCUGUUCGCUGCCAAGCUGUACCCCCGAAAGACCAGCUGGAGAACGGUGUUCGCUUCCUCGACAUCCGGGUGCAACCUGUCAAGCCCGAAGAUCCCAACGAUGAUUCUCUCAAUCUAGUUCACGGUGUCUUUCCGAUCUCUCUAACAGGACCGAGGAAGUUCCGUGGCAUGCUGGAAGAUGUUGAGAGUUUCCUCCAGGCCAAUCCCAGCGAGGCAAUCAUCAUGUCCAUCAAGCGCGAAGGCACCGGUGACGCCACUGACCAGCAGUUAGCGAUGAUCAUGAAAGACCAUUACGCCAACUCUGACCGCUGGUGGACUCAGCCUCGCAUACCUACGCUAGGCGAGGCGAGAGGCAAGAUCGUUCUCAUGCGUCGCUUCGCACUCGACGAUCGGCUGAAGGGCGAAAACGACGGUCACGGCUGGGGUCUAAACGCUGAGAACUGGCGGGACAACACGCCCGACGAUACCUACGGCGACGUGCGCGUUCAGGACUUCUACCAGGUCACCGAUACCGAGAACAUCGACAAGAAGAUCCAACUAUGCUGCGACCACUUUGAGCGGGCCGCGGCCGUGGUCUGUCCCAUCCCAGGCGUCACGACAGAUAGUACGGACCCAGUACCAGCGGGCCCCCUCUACCUGAACUUCCUAUCCGCGUCGAACUUCUUCAACGUACAAACGUGGCCGGACAGGAUCGCAGCGAAGCUCAACCCGGCUGUGACGGCCUUCUUGUGCGAGAAGCAUGAAGUCGGAGACAAGGGCAUUGAUGGACCGGGUCAGGAGUUUCAGGGUGACGGUGGCGUCGGGAUCGUGGUCUGUGACUGGGUGGGCAACAACGGGGACUGGGACCUUGUGAGAUGUAUAGUGGGCAUGAAUAGCCGAAUACUGCUCAAGGAGCGCGGCAGCUGGCGAUGA
Baudoinia panamericana UAMH 10762 is the source of this 1488-nucleotide messenger RNA. RefSeq lists its product as uncharacterized. The transcript has a single exon. Lineage: Eukaryota; Fungi; Ascomycota; Dothideomycetes; Mycosphaerellales; Teratosphaeriaceae. The record is from RefSeq and is a predicted model, not a curated record. Gene Ontology annotation, biological process: lipid metabolic process. Bases 1 to 1488 code for a protein of 495 amino acids. Gene Ontology annotation, molecular function: phosphoric diester hydrolase activity.